CGUACCUCCAGUCGACGACAGCCUUCCUCGUCAUCAUCUGGAGAUCAAGAGCCCGGCCGGCCCAUGCUCGAUGGCUCUCGGAAGAACCUGGGGAGAAGAGGAGGCUGACGCCGCCGCUGCAUCAGAGCUUCAUCAGGCGCCAGCCUGCUUCCAGGCAUCGGCCCUAGCCGGCCUCGCCACGACCUCCAUGGCCGUCACCUUGGCGGUGCGCGAGCCGCCGCCGGGGCUCGACAAGAACACGUACCUCCUCGCUGUUGCAGGGGCAUUCUUCGCUGGGGUCGCGGAGGUCAUCACUGCCGCCGUCUGCGUCUCCAACAAUCCCCGCGCUCGCUGUGCCGCGGGGAAGAAGCUCAUGUACGCCUCCGUCGCGCCACUGGCCGCGGUCGUCGGUCUCUCCGUGGCCUCGCUGCUCUGGUAAUAACCUCGUCGGUCGCUCGUCGUCCAUGCCGCCGCCGGAGACUCCUCCUCACUGUCGGCGGCCCCAGCUCCGGUUGCAGCCAGCCUUCACUGCUCCUGCUAUGUAAUAUGUGUUGUCGUCCUCAGCUGCGUCGGUCAGGUCUCAAUAAGCAUCAAGCAGCUCCAUGCAUGAUCCACCGUGUCGUUUACUGCUUCUGGCUGUUUAUGCUGUUCACUCGUGCGUCCAAGAGUCAGUAUGAAGUAUUCUUUUUUUUCCUCUUCUCCUCCUGCAAAGGGAAGGAGUUGUUUACAGUCGUUUUGCACUCCAGGGCAUCGGCUAUCAUGUUGCUCUAUGCUAAAUAACUGGUGUCAUCCCUGAUCAGCCACAUAU
Messenger RNA from Panicum hallii, 787 nucleotides. RefSeq lists its product as uncharacterized. The transcript has a single exon. Bases 71 to 418 code for a protein of 115 amino acids. NCBI's taxonomy places the organism in Eukaryota, Viridiplantae, Streptophyta, Magnoliopsida, Poales, Poaceae. The record is from RefSeq and is a predicted model, not a curated record.